GGCCCAGCAGUCCCGGGCAGAGGGGCACUCGCUCCAAAGGGGGCGGGCCCUCUCCAAAGGUUUGGGGGCCCGCCCUGCCUCCUCGGGUUUCCCCAACUUCCCACCUGGGGCUGCUGCGCGCCCUCCCACCGCCCCGCCUCGCCAUGUCUCCAAAUGCGCCCAACUUCCCAACUUUGCGCCCUGGGGCGGCGAGGUCUCCCGAGGACCCGCCCGGCCCUUUCCCUUUCCCUUUCCGGGAGGAGGGCGAGAGGGAGUCCCGCCCGCCUCCUCCGCCGUCUCGGCUGCUGCCUGGGGCCGCGCGAGGGCCGGAGCAUGAAGCCCGACGGCAAGGUGGUGCUGCUGGGCGACAUGAACGUGGGCAAGACGUCGCUGCUGCACCGCUACAUGGAGCGCCGCUUCCAGGGCACCGUCAGCACGGUCGGCGGCGCCUUCUUCCUCAAGCAGUGGGGGCCCCACCACAUCUCCCUCUGGGACACGGCAGGGCGGGAACAGUUUCAUGGCCUUGGAUCGAUGUACUGCCGUGGAGCGGCUGCUGUUAUCCUCACCUACGACGUAACCAACUUGCAGAGCAUAGUGGAGCUGGAAGAUCGGUUCCUGGCCUUGACAGACACGGCCAACGCAGACUGCAUCUUCGCCGUUGUCGGGAACAAAGUGGACCUCACGGACACUUGCACCGUGCCGCCGGAAGCAGAGGACGAGCACCCGUCUGAGAAACCCAUCAGCGGCUGCACGUCGACCAAGGUGAAAAGACAAGUCCAGAUGGAGGACGCUAUCGCACUUUACAAGAAGAUCCUGAAGUACAAAAUGUUAGAUGAGAAGGAUGCCCCGGCGGCGGAGAAAAUGUGCUUUGAAACCAGCGCAAAAACCGGAUAUAUGGUGGACCAUCUUUUUGAAACUGUGUUCGAUAUGGUGGUGCCGACAAUUUUGGAGCAGAAAGCAGAAGGACCGUCACAAACUGUAGACUUAAAUAACUACAAGACUGCCAAAACUGCACAAUCCGGCUGUUGUCGAUAAACCAUUGCUGUGAAAUCCCCACCCACCCCCAACACACACACAAAAUCAAAGAGUAUAGCAAUUUAACUAGGUGAAGGUUAUAACACAGAUGGCUGUCAAGAUUAACUAGAAUAAAUAAAUGUGUAAUAAUUUGAUUUGACUAAAAGAAAGGGGUAAUUGAGGGGCAGAUAAUUUAAGAGGAGAACAGUGAUUUUUAAGUAAAGCUUUCGCACGAGGCAUUGUUCUAAAAUUUUAUAAUCACUCUCUGGAAUCUUAAUCUUGACGUCCUUUCUACCCACAAGAUGUUUCACUGAUCUGUCACUGUUUUUUUUUUUAAAGACACGCUUUUCACUUUUUAUUUUAGUAAUAAAUAUUUUUGAAUAUUUGCAUAA
Sphaerodactylus townsendi is the source of this 1385-nucleotide messenger RNA. RefSeq names its product RAB20, member RAS oncogene family (gene RAB20). Gene Ontology annotation, molecular function: GTP binding; GTPase activity. Gene Ontology annotation, cellular component: endomembrane system. The coding region runs from base 154 to 1014 and encodes 286 amino acids. The transcript is spliced from 2 exons. Gene Ontology annotation, biological process: intracellular protein transport. NCBI's taxonomy places the organism in Eukaryota, Metazoa, Chordata, Lepidosauria, Squamata, Sphaerodactylidae. The record is from RefSeq and is a predicted model, not a curated record.